Aspergillus ochraceoroseus IBT 24754 is the source of this 630-nucleotide messenger RNA. RefSeq lists its product as uncharacterized. NCBI's taxonomy places the organism in Eukaryota, Fungi, Ascomycota, Eurotiomycetes, Eurotiales, Aspergillaceae. The transcript has 2 exons. The record is from RefSeq and is a predicted model, not a curated record. The coding region runs from base 115 to 273 and encodes 52 amino acids.
CGUCAUCGUCAUUUUUGUAGAAUUAAUUCUCUGCUUGAUCUCCCUCCUCCUCCUCCUCCUCCUCCUACUACUACUAUAUCCUCUAUUUCUACGACUUGGAUAGAAAGAAAGAAUAUGGCUGCGUCGUCCGUCUCCUCUCCCAUCAACUGGAUCCUUCCGUCCUCCGGCUCCGGCUCAUCCAUCAAGAAACCCAUCAAGACCGUCUCAAAACCCUGUUUUGGGUGUGACUGCGGCGACGAGGAAUGCGACUGUUGCAUUUGCUCUGUGAUGUGAGGUAGAUAGAAUAUGUCUGUUUAGGUAGUCACAACCAGAGGAGGUCAAGGGAUCAGCUCAGUAUUGGUGCAGAAAUGUUCGAUUCGCGCGAGAGUUCAUCUCUUCUUGAAUCAUAUUCUUGGUGGGAUGCAUGAAUUCAGCCCCGGGGUUCUUGUCUCUUGCGAUGUAUGCAAAGAUCAGUCUCUGGUAAGAGACCGUCAAGGUCUCCAGUGAUGAUAGUUAGAAAACGCAGCCUCGAACCAACCAGUAUCUAUAGAUCAAUGAGCCUCAUCCGCCGCAAGUCCCAAAUUAACCUUAAUGCACGUUGGGUGUAUCCAUGGGUCAGCUCAGGAACUAAGAAUACAACGUGCGUUAACC